This is a messenger RNA of Lytechinus variegatus (green sea urchin), 3636 nucleotides long. Its product is annotated as phospholipase D1-like. Gene Ontology annotation, biological process: intracellular signal transduction; phosphatidic acid biosynthetic process; cell motility. Gene Ontology annotation, molecular function: D-type glycerophospholipase activity; phosphatidylinositol binding. The record is from RefSeq and is a predicted model, not a curated record. The transcript is spliced from 26 exons. Bases 91 to 3489 code for a protein of 1132 amino acids. Lineage: Eukaryota; Metazoa; Echinodermata; Echinoidea; Temnopleuroida; Toxopneustidae.
AACACUUCCGGGAAAAACAAUUUUUGACCGUGAUUGAGUUCAAUCCGAGGCCGAGCUAGGUUUUGUCUUUUGAAAAACGUCUAAUUCAGGAUGGAGUCGGACGUAUCGGGAAGAGAUCAUCAUCCGGAAGACGCCAAAAGCUCGGAGGAAGAAGAAGAGAGUCCUGAUGAAAACCAGAACCUCCUAAGACGUUCAGUCACCCAUGAUGGGGAUAACAGGAAUACCUUGCAAGUUCCUGAGGGGCGAGGGCGCUCUCUCAGCUCGCCCAUCAAUCCUAAUAUCCUACUCAGCUUCUCGGCAGCAUCAGAAUCUGUCAGGAGAUUGUCAGGAAGCAGUAGGAUCUCCUACCAGACCUUUGACUGGGAGUCGGCUAAACUCAAUGUUGAGGAAGCAGAGGAAACCCGGAUAGAGAGCGUCAUCAAAGCAAGCAGAUCAAUGCUAGGAUUCCAGUGCGAGGAUUCAGAAAUCUCCGACGACGAACGGGAAGUGGUGGUUGCGGAACUGGAGCAGCAGUUCUUUGAGAUGCCCCCAAGAUCGUUCAAUAACUCAUCACAGACAGCCGAUGACAAAAGAAGAGCGUUCCUGCGUAUGACAUCCCUGAACUACGAUUCGGUGAUCGACCGUGAAGUGAAAAUGAGACAGAGAGCUUGGACAGAUGAAAUGGAUGUACCGUUGAGAAAAGGUGUGCCAUACAUGUCUCUUCAUGCUAAGCCUGUACCGUACAACGGAAAGGGAAGGAGAGUGUUCAUUGAAGACACUCCGAUCUCUAUCAAGAUAGUCGACUGCGGUAGAGUUCAUUCAACACUUCAUCUAAACCCAAAUCAGUACCACAUUGAGAUUCGGCAUGGGCCUUGCUUGUGGGCUGUGCGUCGACGGUACAACCAUUUCCUUCGACUUCAUGAGGAGCUCAUCUUAUACAAGGCUCGGCUGCAUAUACCCGUGGGUAGAGGGAGCCAUCGGGAGAGAUACCGAUUAUUCCGAGAACUACCCGAUGAUGUCAAUGAUCUUCCUCACUUUCCGAGGACAUUAGAUGCACUUGUUCGUGCGCACCAGCUUGCCAAAAGAAUGCAUCAACUUGAAAAGUAUCUCCAAGGCGUGGCUAAUAAUCCUCUCUACAGGAACCAUCCGAAAAUGUUAGAGUUUUUGGAGGUCAGUCACAUUUCUUUUGUAGAUGAGCUUGGAGAGAAAGGGAAGGAAGGCUGGGUGAUGAAAAGGUCCGGUGGAAGAAGGGUCCAACUUGGAUGUUUCUCAUCUCUCUCAUGCAGUGCAAAAAGUCACUACAGUAAAAGGUGGCUGGUUGUGAAGGAUUCCUUUGUAGCCUACGUCCGACCCAAAGAUGGACUGUUGAGGGCGGUGUUGCUCAUGGAUCAAGAUUUCCAGGUGGCCUGCGGGAGAGAGGACACCGGCCUUGCACAUGGUCUAAAGAUCACCAAUACAUUCAGGAAUUUGCUCCUGCGUUGCAACCACAAAUCAAUGGCUCUUGAUUGGAAGGCUGACAUCGAGAGGACUGCUCGGUCCUGUGAGUACACGUCUGUUAAUCCUCACGGCUCAUUUGCCCCUCCUAGAGAUGACACACUGGUUCAAGGGUUUGCUGAUGGGUCUGACUACUAUGAGUGUAUUGCCGAUGCGCUUGAGGUUGCUAAGCAACAGAUCUUCAUCUUAGAUUGGUGUCUGCAUCCUCAGAUCUUCUUGAAGAGACCACCCCAAGAUGACAAUAGGUGGAGACUGGAUUGCAUUCUGAAGAGAAAGGCGGCGGAAGGUGUGAAAGUGUUUGUGUUGCUGUACAAGGAAGUAGAAGUGGCACUCAACCUAGGUAGCCUUCACACUAAGCAAACUCUCCUGGGUCUUCAUCCCAAUAUCAAAGUGAUGAGGCAUCCAGACCACAUUCCAGGCGGCGCUGGGGUCGUACUCUGGGCCCACCACGAGAAGGCCGUAGUCGUUGACCAGCGGAUUGCCUUUCUGGGGGGCAUUGACAUCUGCUACGGCCGAUGGGACGACUUCAGACACAGGCUUGUUGAUACGGGUGCCGCUAAGGAAGAGGAUUCGCAUGGAGCAGAGGACGUGCCUGAUGGAAGAAUGUCGGCCAAUCGUUCAAGAAAACAAAAUGGCAGCUUAGGCAAUAGUGGACACAUGACAGGAGUAGAGAGGAGAAUGCGCCAACUUGGGAUUGAAGAGGGCGCUAGGCAGCUUUGGCUUGGUAAAGACUAUUACAAUCCCAUCAUCAAGGAUGUGAUUCAACCAGAACUUCCCUUUGAAGAAAACGUGGAUCGCUUAUCGGUACCAAGAUUGCCGUGGCAUGACAUUGCUGCAGUGGUUUAUGGGAAGGCAGCCCUGGAUGUGGCGAGACACUUCAUUCAGAGAUGGAAUUUCACAAAGGAGCAGAAGAAGAAAGAGAUGCCUAAAGUUCCGCUACUCAUCCCUAAAUCAUCCACAACUCUUACCAAAUCUUUUCUUCCAUCCAAUCCAGAUGCUACUUACUGCAGGUGUCAGAUCUUACGAUCAGCAUGUCAAUGGUCAGUGGGAAUGCAGCAUGUUGAGGAUUCUAUUCAUCAAGCCUACAUCAGCGCCAUCAACAAGAGCAAACAUUUCAUCUAUAUAGAGAAUCAGUUCUUCGUCUCCAUAGCGAAUGAUCCCGAUGUAUCGAAUGGAAUCGCGGAUGCAAUCUUUGAGAGGAUUGUUAGGGCUCAUAGAGCUGGUGAAGUGUUCCGUGUGUACAUCCUGAUGCCGCUUCUGCCAUCCUUCGAGGGUGACGUUGGGGGCGAUAGCGGUUCUUCCAUACGAGUGAUCCUUCACUGGGAAUACAGGUCCAUUCUCAAAGGAGAGAACGCUAUACUACAGAGACUCUAUCAAGAGGGCAUCACUUCACCCGAAGACUACAUCAGUUUCUACGGUCUCCGCACCCAUGACAGUCUCAACGACCAGCUCGUCACUGAGCUCGUCUACAUCCACUGCAAGCUGAUGAUCGUCGACGACAACACUGUCAUCAUCGGCUCGGCCAACAUCAACGAUCGCAGCAUGCUUGGGAUCCGCGACAGCGAGCUUGCUGUGUUGAUUGAGGAUACACAAAUGGUCGAGAGCGUGAUGGAUGGUGAGAGGUACUUGGCAGGGAAGUUUGCCCUUGACUUCAGGCAGCAUCUCUUCAGAGAGCACCUGGGCGUCUUGAAAGGCUGUGAGGAUAUUGAUGUAUCGGACCCCAUCUCUGAUGAGUUCUACAACAGGACGUGGAAGAGGAUUGCCUAUUCCAACACCAACAUAUAUGAUGAGGUGUUCAAGUGCCUCCCGACCGACAGAGCGUCAACUUUCCUGGGCUUGCAGCAGUUCAAGAAGGAGCCUCCUCUUGCCCAUGUCGAUCAUGAAGCAGCUGAAGAGAGACUGACAGAGGUCAGAGGUCAUCUAGUGUGCACGCCUCUGAACUUCCUGUCUGAGGAAAACCUGCAGCCCAGCAUAGUGGCAGCCGAGGGCCUUGCCCCGACCAAACUGUGGACAUGAUAACACUACCAAGGGAGCGUUUCAAGAAAGAACUUGUCUCACAUUUUAAAAGCGCUUCUCAGCUCAUCAAAAUCAAGGAAAGUGGUCAGAAAUUGGGAUGUAAAAUGUUAAUGAAUCGCUCUUCAGACAUGAUGACCCGACCCAGAG